This is a messenger RNA of Acytostelium subglobosum LB1, 1344 nucleotides long. RefSeq lists its product as hypothetical. The transcript has a single exon. Lineage: Eukaryota; Evosea; Eumycetozoa; Acytosteliales; Acytosteliaceae. The record is from RefSeq and is a predicted model, not a curated record. Bases 1 to 1344 code for a protein of 447 amino acids.
AUGCUACAUAAGCCUGGAUCAAAGGGCGAGUCAUAUUCACCGUAUAUAGAGAUUGUUGAACAAGAGUGUAUAUCAGUGGAGAGCGCAAUAUUGAACAAUCGCAAUGCCAAUGUACAUAUAGUAGUGAAGAACACAUCGUUCGUACUAAGGUUGCGAAGUGUGGACAUGUCCGUUGUCAACUUUAGCACGUUCCAUGUCAAGGCAGGCUUGUACUACGCCAACGAGCCCAUGAAAGAGGUCAGCUUCAUCCAGACACCGCCCAUCACCUACGUCGGCAGCAGCUGUUCGACUGGCGAGUACUUCACCCUGGACGUCAAGAUAUCGAUCCUGUCCAGCCAGCAUCAGGGCAACCUGUUCUACCUUAUGUUGCACACGACUGACACUGCGGCCAAGCAUGCGCCCGGCCACGUGUACUUGUCGCACCCGAUACGAGUCGUGUCCAAAGUGGACCACAUCAAGAAGGACCCGAAUGGCAUGAUCGAGAAGAAGCAGACAUUCAUCGAUAUACUCACAGAGAGGUUCAGCAUACUAGAGAGAAUGUACAGCUCACAACAGAACAUCCUCACUUCGAUGUACCGAGAUCGUGACCUCGAGGGAGGCACAGCUGUGGCGUAUGAUGGCGAUGUGAAGGAGGAAGACUCACACAAUUCACCAUCACACUCUCGCUCAUCCUCUCCUCCAUCAUCCCCGCGCGAUGCUCAAGGCAAACAUCUCAAACGUCACAAGGUAAAGCAUCAUCCUGACGAGUCCUCAUCUUCUGCCGAUCAGCAGAUGAGGGUAGAGAAUGGCGGUGGUGGCACCAAGAAGAGUCGAGCCGAGAUGUUCCUGGACAGCUUCAACAAAGUGAUCAACUUGUAUAAGGAGGAGUAUAGCGCAGUUGAUCAAUCAUCCGGUGGUCAUCAGGACACAAAACAAGCUGCGCCCAGGUCAUUACAACUCGCAAGCCUCUUUGCCAGCCUGUCAACCGACGAGAAGUCUACUCUGCGAGACCUUUUGGAUGCAUUCACAUUCGAUGACACUAUUGUCAAACAUCAACAACACCAAUAUCAGCAACAACAACAUCAUCAACAUCAGUCACCAAUGUACCAGUCGUCGACAGCAUCCUCAUUCAACUUGGCAUCAGUCAAUCAUGAGACGACACAUUGUGGAUGUCCAGACUGUCCGUACAGGAAGCAGGCGGAACAAUUCAUGUUACUCUCACCGAUAAUGAUGCCAUCACCUUCACCUGCAUCAGUGGAAAUAUUGAUCACACCUCACGACUCUCCAUUGAUCUCACCAGACUUUGCUCCAGUCGUAUCCAAACACUCAUUAUACGAAUUGACCAUGGAGACCAUCACUGAGUGA